Molecule: messenger RNA, 1603 nt
Organism: Pelagomonas calceolata
Lineage: Eukaryota; Pelagophyceae; Pelagomonadales; Pelagomonadaceae
Source: the annotation of a GenBank genome assembly
UUGCCUCUGCAACCUCAUUCGUCGUAUUUGGACUGUUCGUACCGCCACAGAGAUUCAACCUCGAGUCCUUUAAGCGACCAUUGUCCUGAAUAAGUCGCGCACGUUUGCUAUCAUUGUCAUCAUCAUGCCUCAUCUUGCUUUCGCCUUACUAAGCGUGCUCGCGCACGUCGCCGGUGCCGAGGAGGCGAAACUCUACGAGCUAAUGAAGACAGAGUACACCGACGAGAGCUGCGAGGCGGCGGGCUGGGGCCCGUUUCCAAAUGCCACCUCCACGUCGUUGACCGCCGAGGCCUAUGCUCGGGCGCACGGCACGAGUGGCUGCAAGUGCGGCAUGCUCUACGGCCUCGCGCAUUCGUCAGUACAGCGCGAGAACAAUGUCGCCGCGAUGUCGACCUCCGCCCAAGGACCCGCACGGUGCUCGGGCGGCACCGCCGCGGGAUUCCCGUGCGAGAAUGUCGAUCUCGUCGCCCAUCUCCCGCUCAGCGCGUUCACGACCAACACUGGCGAGGCCCCGGCGGCGGCGAACGACCUCUGGGGCUGGACCCACAAAAAGCGCGAGUUCGUCAUCUGGGGCGUCUCGGAGGGCCACUUCUUCGUCGAGGUCACUGAUUCUACGCCUGUGGUCCUAGCAUUCGUGCCCUCGACGGACGACAGGUCCAGCAUCUGGCAUGACGUCAAGGUGUUAGGAGACUAUGCAUACAUGGUCGCCGACGCCGCGCCGGACCACGGUAUGCAGAUCUUUGAUCUGAAGCGCCUGCUGACCAUCGACCCUAAAAAAGACGGCAUGCAGGAACUCACCCCCGAUGAGACUUAUUUCGGCACGGACGAGUACCCGGUGGGAAUGACGCAUAAUCUCGCCGUCAACGAAGAUAGCAACUUCGUAUACAUCCUCGGGGCGAACAACGGCUGCGUCGGGGGCCUCCAUGCCGUCGACGUCUCGAACCCGCGGAAGCCGAAGUUCGCGGCCUGUUUCUCGGGCGCUUCGACCGUGCACGACGCGCAGUGUGUGAUCUACGAGGGACCGGACAAGCGGUACCGAGGCGCCGAGAUCUGCUUUUGCCUCAACCAAGAUCAUGUCGCCAUCCUAGAUGUAUCUGACAAAUCCGAUAUCGUCAUACUCAAGAGGUUGGACUACGAUGCCGUGUCUUUCACACACCAAGGAUGGCUGUCGUCCGACCAGAAGUACCUAGUCUUCGGCGACGAAUUUGAUGAACAAUACGGCAGGGUCGACAAGACCCGGACGCUCGUGAUGAACGUCGAAGACCUCGAGAACCCCGGACAAAUUGUUGAAUUUAUGGGCAGCACGACGGCCACGGACCACAACCUCUACGUCGCCAAGCACAAAAAGGACGACUACAUCUACGAAGCGAACUACCGCGCCGGCCUCCAAAUACUCCGCGUCAAGGACUACGCCACGGCCGACUUUAAGGAAGUGGGCCGCUUCGACACGUAUCCGGACGACGACAGCAGCGACUUCGCGGGCGCCUGGUCGGUCUAUCCGUAUUUCAAGUCGGGGCUGCUUGCCGUCUCUAGCAUCGAGGAGGGCCUGUUCCUCGUCAAGCGCGCCGAGCCGUCCCGCCGCUUGCGCGGUGCCCGCGUAUGA